Molecule: messenger RNA, 2534 nt
Organism: Etheostoma cragini (Arkansas darter)
Lineage: Eukaryota; Metazoa; Chordata; Actinopteri; Perciformes; Percidae
Product: probable ribonuclease ZC3H12C
Exons: 2
Coding region: 177-1478 (433 amino acids)
Cellular component (GO): nucleus; cytoplasmic ribonucleoprotein granule
Molecular function (GO): RNA endonuclease activity; mRNA binding
Source: RefSeq, a predicted model, not a curated record
CCACGAGAAACCAGGGGGACACUGGGUUGGUGAAGAGCCACAGUGUGCCAGCUGGCAGCAUUGAGGCCAAAAAAGGUGCCCAGAAAAGGCAGUCCGACCCAAGCAUCCGAGCUCUGUCGUACAGCGAUGCUGAGGAGAAACUGGCAAAAGGGAGGGCGGAAAGCCAGAAGAACAGUAUGUGUGGCAGCAGCAAUAGCAGUGGGAGUAUGCCCAUGUCCUCAGCCCCAGGGGGCCCUCCAUCCAGUUUCAGCCUUCCCCAGGACCAGCAGUCUAGAGCAGUGACCCCUCAUAGUCUACCAGUCCCCAGCCAUGACCUUUACCCUCACUGUGAGUCUCCAGACUUGAGCUACUACUCAGUAACACGUGCUUACUCUGGCCUGAGUCUCUCAUCCAGACGGAGCCCAGACUGUCGCUUCCCCAAUGACACAGACCUGCGGGUGGGCUCGAUGGGUUCAGCCGGCUCCGAAUGCGGCAGUGAAAGCAGCGUGAGUUGCGGGAGCAGCUGCGACUCGUACAGUGAGAGGCUGUGUCCCGGGUGCCCCCCAGACACCUUACUGGAAGACAGCGUCCAUUUUGCUCAUCCCCACAGCCGGCUGUAUCCCCAUCAUGCCGCAUCAAACCGUGAACUGUGUGGCCUUCAUCCGGCCGAUUACACCAAUAUCCAACACAGCCACACGUCUAAUACAGGAGUACAUAGCUACCACCUGAGUAUGGCACGCGGGCAGAGCUGUGCUCACGAGCAGCCUCCACCAGAGGCUCCCCCAAAGCGGCCUCUCUACUCCUUGCCUCCUCAUCUUCAGCACCAGCCGCUAGCUGCACGCUCCAGCUGUCCAGGAGACUACCACUCACUGCCCCAGUCCAACCCUCACCCCCCUGGCUCUCCUCUUGGCCGCUGCCUGGCCCCCACGCGAGGAGAGAGUGUGUCAGACUCGCAUCUGUAUGAACACCUCUCUACAUCGCACCAUCACCACCGGACAAAAGCUUUGCCCAGCUGGGACUCGUACUACAGACAGCCUCCUUUGCCGGCGUCGAGGUAUGAGCCGUCUGCCUAUCAGAGCCUGCCAGACACACAGCAGUCAUCCUGGCACACCCCUCCCUGGGCACAGGACGGCUACACCCAGCACCACACUUCCCACCCAGCUCUCCACCCAUCCCCGACACAUUACUUAAACCACCCACCGCCUCAAGCCCACUCUCCGCACCCGCCUCACCCGUCCAGCACUCCUCUCCAAACAUACCCGCCUCACAGCGCUCACCUAGCAGUGCCCUCCCACGCUCCUCCCUCCUACAUGUCCCAGCUCCCAGAAUCCCCUGCACGCAGUCGCUACGGGGACAUGAGGGAGAAAGUGUACGUCAACCUGUGCAACAUCUUCCCCUCGGAGCUGGUGAGCCGUGUGAUGGCCAGGAGCCCCCACAUCGCAGACCCCCAGCAGCUGGCAGCUGCUAUACUUGCAGAGAAAGCCCAAACAGGGUACUGAAGAACAAAGUGUGAACUCCCAAAGGAAAACAAUGCAGUCAUGUAGUCUGAGUAAAAAUAGGAAAACAUAAACUGGGUGGUUUGCAUCAGAAGAGCAAACUUUGCCUUUGCAACACUUGAAAGGACGUUGGGUUUGCAUGGUGGUAUUUUAAAUACUGGAAUGCUUUCGGAUUGUUUACAUGUUGAGCUUUUUCUUUUCUUAUGACAUUAAGGAGACCUAGUAUAGGUUUCAAGGAUAAGAAAUGCUAAAGCUAAUCCAAAUCCAGCUCUGGUUAUUGCACAGGGACAACUAAAUCAACUGAACUUUAAGAAGUGUGGGGAGAGCAAAUCAUUUGACGAAAUCUUUGACUUUGACACAAAGUGCAACUUUUUCCAGACCCGCCCAGUGAGUCUUUUUUAUUUGUUUAGUAGUGUAUUAUGUGUGUGUAACAUGCAGGACUGUUAAUGCACCAAUUUCAAAAGGUUCUUUUUUACAGCCAAAUCAUAACCUAGAGUUGCAUCGCAUACAUCAAAUAUGACUGGUAUGAAGGAUAAUUUAAGCAUUUCUACCACCUAUUAUUAUGAUUCUGAUUUGUAGUGUGUAUAUAUACACACAUAAUGUGCAUUGUACACUGUAAUUACUAUCAGAGCCAAGUCAAACAGUGUUUGCAAAUUUUCUUUUCUUUGUUUAAAGCCAGAUAGAUGGGAUUUUUUUUUUUACCUCAUAACUAUUCAGAAAAGUGUCACAGAUUCACUGGAUAAUUUUCUUAUUGUGUCAUUUUUCAAAUCCAUCAUCACAUUUCAAACUACUAUUUGACCAAGGUCUGUGUAUUGUAUUAAUCUCUGUGUGUGUUGUGUGGCCAUUUGUGGGGCUUUUUCCAUGUUGGUAAAAAUGGGUGUCUGAAAGAUGGUCGUCUUGUUUGAGAUGACCGCCGUACUUUGGUCGGAGUUGUAGCCGUAGAGAUGGGUGACCCUGUCGUGUGUACCUUAGUUUUAGUAAGGGACAUCUCUCUCUUUCUCUCUCUCUCUCUCUCUCUCUCUCUCUCUCUCUCUCUCUCUCUCUCUCUCUCUCUCUCUC